Messenger RNA from Erinaceus europaeus (western European hedgehog), 3718 nucleotides. RefSeq names its product 1,25-dihydroxyvitamin D(3) 24-hydroxylase, mitochondrial. The coding region runs from base 324 to 1868 and encodes 514 amino acids. The transcript is spliced from 12 exons. Gene Ontology annotation, molecular function: monooxygenase activity; iron ion binding; heme binding. The record is from RefSeq and is a predicted model, not a curated record. Lineage: Eukaryota; Metazoa; Chordata; Mammalia; Eulipotyphla; Erinaceidae. Gene Ontology annotation, cellular component: mitochondrial inner membrane. Gene Ontology annotation, biological process: cellular response to peptide hormone stimulus; glucocorticoid biosynthetic process; cortisol metabolic process.
GAAGGCAAACUUGCAGACUUAACGGGUUGCCCGGAAUCCUUUCCUUUCUUUUCCUCUCCUUAUCCCAGAGAUAACCGCAGCUCCACUUCAGCCCAGCAGCCCCUGUGGCCACUAGCGCCCCGAGGCUGCUUACGGUUCAGGUUCCUAGAACAGAUCUGUUCCUUGCCUCCCCCCAACCCCUCCAUCACUCCUGCGGGCUCUUCUCACUUCACUUUCCAGAACCCUCAGGACUCUAACCCUUAACCGGUGAACACCUCUUUAGCAACCUCGUCCCUCCCGAUUCCUGAGCAUUCAUUCCCACGCACCCGCUUUUCCCGGCUACUAUGAGCUCCCGGAUCAGCAAAAGUAGCUCCCUGGCCGCCUUGCUCCGGCAGCUGCACACCCUGGGACAGCCUCCCAGAACGGUGACGUCUGCUGAAUGUGCGGCCCCUCAGGCGCGGGAGGUACCACUCUGCCCGCUGAUGGAGCCCGGCCAGACGCAGGACGCAGCCGCCCUCCCUGGCCCCACAAACUGGCCACUACUGGGAAGCCUGCUAGAGAUUCUCUGGAAAGGAGGGCUCAAGAAACAGCACCACACGCUGGCAGAGUACCACAAGAAGUAUGGCAAGAUAUUUCGUAUGAAGUUGGGCUCCUUCGACUCUGUGCACCUGGGUUCUCCAUGCCUACUGGAAGAGUUGUACCGUACCGAGAGCGCCUAUCCCCAAAGGCUGGAGAUCAAACCAUGGAAGGCCUAUCGCGACUAUCGCGAGGAAGGAUAUGGGCUACUGAUCCUGGAAGGAGCAGACUGGCAGCGGGUCCGAAGUGCCUUUCAGAAGAAACUAAUGAAACCAGUGGAGGUUAUGAAGAUGGACAACAAAAUUAAUGAGGUCUUGGCUGACUUUAUGAGGAGAAUAGAUGAACUCCGUGAUGAGAGGGGCCACAUUGAAGACUUAUACAGCCAACUAAACAAAUGGUCAUUUGAGAGUAUCUGCCUUGUGCUCUAUGAGAAGAGAUUUGGGCUCCUUCAGAAGAAUAUAGGAGAUGAAGCUUUGAACUUCAUCAUGGCCAUCAAAAUAAUGAUGAGCACAUUUGGGAAGUUGAUGGUCACCCCAGUUGAACUGCACAAGAGCCUCAACACCAAAGUAUGGCAGGCCCACACACAGGCCUGGGACACCAUCUUCAAGUCAGUCAAAUCUUGUGUUGACAAUCGGUUAGAGAAAUAUUCUGAGCAGCCCAGCAUGGAUUUCCUUUGUGACAUUUAUCACCACAAUCAGCUUUCAAAGAAAGAAUUGUAUGCUGCUGUCACUGAGCUACAGCUGGCUGCCGUGGAAACGACAGCGAACAGCUUAAUGUGGAUUCUCUACAAUUUGUCUCGUAAUCGACAUGUGCAGCAAAAGCUUCUUAAGGAAAUUCAGACUGUAUUGCCUGAAAAUCAGAUGCCCCGGGCAGAGGAUUUGAAGAAUAUGCCAUAUUUAAAAGCCUGUAUGAAAGAAUCUAUGAGGCUUACUCCCAGUGUACCAUUUACAACUAGGACUCUGGACAAGACAACAGUCCUGGGUGAAUAUGCUUUACCCAAAGGAACAGUAUUGACACUAAAUACCCAGGUCUUGGGGUCCAAUGAAGAAAAUUUUGAAGAUUCAAGCCAGUUUAGGCCAGAACGAUGGCUCCAAGAGAAGAAAAAGAUUAAUCCUUUUGCUCACCUUCCAUUUGGUGUUGGGAAAAGAAUGUGCAUUGGUCGCCGUCUGGCAGAACUUCAGCUCCACUUGGCUCUUUGUUGGAUCAUUCGCAAAUAUGACAUUGUGGCUACAGAUCAGGAACCUGUGGAGAUGCUGCACUUGGGUAUCUUGAUGCCCAGCCGGGAGCUCCCUAUAGCUUUUCACCAGCGAUAAGACUCUCAAGAUUUCUCCCCACCAAAACCAAGAGGAGACAUUUUGACUCUUCUGGAAGAAUGUUGCUAUGACUGCUUCUUUUAUUCUCCUCCUUUUUAAUUUUACUUUAUUUUAACCAGAGCACUGUUUAGCUCUGGCUUUUGAUGAUAUAGAGGAUUAAUCCUGGAACUUUGGAACUUCAGGGAAGAGUCUGUUUACAUAAAAGUCAUGCUAUUUCCCUUACCCUAUGACUUUCUAAGUUACUAAAAAACAACUUCAAAUCCAAGAGCCAAAAUACAGUAUAUAAAGAACACUUGGGCUCAGGAAUUUAUACACUCAGAUCUCUACAAAUUUUAAAGAAAUACUUUCUACAUAGAUGAUGAUAUUUAUUGAGAUUGUAUUUGAUUCAGGAAGGUGAAUUAACUGGAUCAAUGCACUUUGGCUGUGCUUAUUGAGGUUAGCAUUGUAUUGAUUUGCAUAAGAAAGUCCAUUAUCCUGUUUUCUCUUGCAUCUAAUGAUAAAGAAGGCAGGGUAGACCCUUCUAAGUUAAGUAGGCAUAAGUCAUUGUAUGUUUUGGUCCCUGCCUUACCAAACUUAUUUCUUGAAUUUUUACUUCUCAAGAUUAAGUUUACAUUUCAUAGUGAAAAGCCCACAGCAGCUAGAUUAUCUGGUGCUUGCAGUAAUAUUGUCCAUUCAUUUACAGUAAGUCUGUUAGUAUGAUACUUAAAAAUAAAUAACUUUUUUUAGUAAUGUACACAACAUUAAAUGUUAGUUAAUGUUAUCAGGUGCCCAUAAAACUAUAUCAUUUCUGUGUUUAAAUAGAAACAUCAUUAGGAAUUAGAAAUAAAUUAAGAAUUAGCUUAAUAAAAUCAAAAUCAUUUAUUUAAGACAUUCUUUAUCAUUUGCUGUGCCAUCAUUUUGAUAGAGGGCCCUGAAAUUAUUUACUUAAUGUAUUUACUUAGGACAUUAUGGAAUGGAUCAAUUAUUUUAAAAUUAUAUAUGUGUUCGUAAUGGAAAUUUAUUUAUGUCGUUUUAAAAAAUGUACAUGGCAUUUGAUUUAGGGUCUAUGAUUUAAAGGAUGCUUUUUGAGGCUUAGUUAUAGCUUAAAAAUAUUUUAUAACCAUUGGUAAGUCAUUUCCAGUCCUUAAAUUUUCUAGCUAUGUAUUGAGACUGUAAUAAAGUGUGCAUUUUAUAUUACUAUAUUACAUUUAUUAUGUGAUCUAAGUGCCUGCAUAAAAUAUGAUGUCUUCCAUGAGAAAUACAUAGAGAAUAAUGCAAUGUUUUAAAGACUUCUUAAAAUUGUGUUUACAUACAGUUUGUUUACACAUUUUACAACUAUUUUCCUAAAGACUGAAUAUUUAUACACAUAGGAUAAAUAUUUUCCUGCUUAGGUUAUAUUUUUACAUUUGGGUAAAUAAGUAUAUAUUAUGAAAAGUGAGUGCAUGAUUUCUUCUAUAAAAUCAUGUUGAGAACUGUAAAUCCCCCUGUAUUAUCAGCUUCAGUUGUAUGUGUUUUUUAGUUCUCCAAGAACAAGAAUAAAAGUUUCAAAACAUUUGACAGAUGUUUCAUCCUCAUUACAUUUGUUAAAACAUUCAGACUUUGUCCCUUACUAGAAAAUGUGCUCAUGUAGUCAAGUAAUAAGCUCUAAAUUAUGAAAUCUGGGAGUCAGGUGGUAGUGCAGCAUGUUAAGUGCAUGUAGCACAAAACACAAGGACAGGCAUAAGGACCCUAGUUCGAGCCCUGGCUCCCUGCCUGCAGGGGAGUCACUUCACAAGUGGUGAAGCAGGUCUGCAGGUGUCUGUCUUUCUCUCCCCCUCUCUGUCUUUCCCCUACUCUCUCCAUUUCUCUCUGUCCUAUCCAACAACGACAAC